GAAGAAGAAGACUGCAAAGCUGUUCAGCUAUGUAUGCUCUUCUAGCGGUUUAAUGAAGUGUACAUUUGUUUGUUAUUGUAAAUCCGCUGGAUACUAUGAGUAGCAGUUAUUAUUUUGCCAUUGUUGGUCAUAACGAUAAUCCUAUAUUUGAAAUGGAAUUCGUUAACGCCAAUAAAGAAGCAAAGAAGGAGGACCAUAGACAUUUGAACCAGUUUAUCGCACACGCUGCUCUUGAUCUAAUCGAUGAGCAUAAAUGGAAGACCAAUAAUACUUAUUUGAAAUCAAUUGACAAAUUUAACCAAUGGUUCGUUUCUGGUUUUGUUACCGCAUCUCAUUUACGUUUUGUAAUGGUACAUGAUAAUCGAAACGACGAGGGCAUCAAGAACUUCUUCAAUGAGAUGCACGAGACGUAUAUCAAACAUUUGAUGAACCCAUUCUAUACACAAAACACUCUUAUAAAAUCAGCUGCAUUCGAGAAAAAAGCUCAAUUCUAUGGUCGAAAGUUCCUCGGAUCAUAGAACAACACUUCAAUGUUACAGAGCGAUUUAUAUUAAAUUUGUUUGUAGAUGUUGCGUUGCCCAAUAUACAAGAGAGGUAUAUAAAACCAAAUAAA
This is a messenger RNA of Malaya genurostris, 613 nucleotides long. It is a transcript of the gene Trs20, whose product is annotated as probable trafficking protein particle complex subunit 2. The record is from RefSeq and is a predicted model, not a curated record. Lineage: Eukaryota; Metazoa; Arthropoda; Insecta; Diptera; Culicidae. The transcript has 2 exons. Gene Ontology annotation, biological process: endoplasmic reticulum to Golgi vesicle-mediated transport. Gene Ontology annotation, cellular component: nucleus; TRAPP complex; cytoplasm. The coding region runs from base 96 to 518 and encodes 140 amino acids.